GGCAUGCCGGGCGCGGCCCAGGUGGGCAGGUACCUGGGCGGGGCGCGCCGCGGUUGGCGUCGGGGUGGCCGGGCGGUGGCCGCGGGGGCCGAACACCCGGAAGAGCCGUCCCCUUAGCGAGCGCAACAGGCGGCCGCCGAGGGGCUGGGGCCCGUGGGGAGCAGGCCCGAGAUGGACAAGCUGAAGAAGGUGCUGAGCGGGCAGGACACCGAGGACCGGGGCGGUCUGUCCGAGGUGAGUGGGACUCUUCUGCUAUGGGUGCCCAGGAAGGGACUACCCCUCUUUGCAGUAUUUUACACCCUUGGUAACAUCGCAUCAAUUGGAAGCACCAUCUUCCUCAUGGGACCAGUGAAACAGCUGAAGCGAAUGUUUGAGCCUACGCGUCUGAUUGCAACUAUCAUGGUGCUGUUGUGUUUUGCACUUACCCUGUGUUCUGCCUUUUGGUGGCAUAACAAGGGGCUUGCACUCAUCUUCUGCAUUUUGCAAUCUUUGGCAUUGACGUGGUAUAGCCUCUCCUUCAUACCGUAUGCAAGGGAUGCUGUGAAGAAGUGUUUUGCCACGUGUCUUGCAUAAUACACAGCCAAUUUUGCAAAGUUUCAGAAGGCACUAUGGAUGGAAGCUGGUGGACAGUUGUGUAAAUAUCUUUUAAACCUCUGUCUUACAGACAUGUGCCUUUAAUCUUGCAGCAACGCGUUGCCUGCGAUUCAAACAUCUGAGACUUGCUUUUGGAAGCAACAAUAUGUUCCCAAACCUGAAUGUCUGUAGCACAGUAUGAGAAAUGAGUUCUGUUCUGUAUCUUACAGAUUGGAAUCUUCCUCAUGCACCUCUUUGGAUGUUGUCCCUCACAAAUAAAAACCUGUUAGGCAGCAGCA
Molecule: messenger RNA, 872 nt
Organism: Propithecus coquereli (Coquerel's sifaka)
Lineage: Eukaryota; Metazoa; Chordata; Mammalia; Primates; Indriidae
Gene: SFT2D2
Product: SFT2 domain containing 2
Exons: 7
Coding region: 172-573 (133 amino acids)
Biological process (GO): vesicle-mediated transport
Cellular component (GO): membrane
Source: RefSeq, a predicted model, not a curated record